Molecule: messenger RNA, 5268 nt
Organism: Setaria italica (foxtail millet)
Lineage: Eukaryota; Viridiplantae; Streptophyta; Magnoliopsida; Poales; Poaceae
Exons: 10
Coding region: 331-864 (177 amino acids)
Source: RefSeq, a predicted model, not a curated record
GAGGGCAUCAGAGGCAUCUUGCGUCGGCAUCCGAGUUCACCAGAGGCAUCUUCAGAAAACGGAGCUUGGUAGGCAACAUGGAGUUCUCUGGCUUCUUCAUGCAGACACAUCUGAUAUACUGGUGGAGCAGAAUCACCACCAGAUCAUGAAACGGCGAGUUCCCUCGAUGCAUACCUUACCUUCUCGCAUCGAGUGCAUGUCAUAUGUUACAAAGAUGUAUUCCUACAACGUGUCCAAGAGUGUAAACCCUAUCUUGGAAGACGUAAUCUUGCACUCGACAAUCGCGCUGGUAGGAUUGGGGCCUGGGCUACAAACUACACUAUAGCCCAUAUGCCUCGACGGCGGAAGCCCAUCAGAAAUACUCUUCCAGGGGAAGCCCAUGGAGGCUCGCUGCUCUCUAGUAGUGCGAGCCCCCACCGCCUUCGCCUCUGCCCGUCCGCCGCCUUCGCCUUGGUCGCCGACCCCAUGGUGCAGGAGGAGGGUGUUCUGGUAGAGCCGGCGCUCGUGGAGCAGGGGGAGCAGACCCCGCCCCCUCUGCUUGCACCUCUCACUGUGGAUGUUCUGGUGGACCAAGUUGAGCAGCCCUCCCUACCAGUUCCUACGCCCCUCGUGGAGGAGGGUGUUCUGGUAGAGCCGGCGCUCGUGGAGCAGGGGGAGCAAACCCCGCCCCCUCUGCUUGCACCUCUCAUGGAGGAUGUUCUAGUGGACCAGGUUGAGCAGCCCUCCCUACCAAUUCCUGCGUCCCUCGUGCAACACUCACCACCACCUGCCAGAAGGUCUGCCGCUUUGACCUCAGCAAGAAGCUCCACUACCCACUGCUGCAUCACCAAGAGGGCAAUCCACAACUGGGAACCAUAUGCGUAGGAUGACGAGGAAAAAUCCAUUGAAGCACGUCGCUGCUGAUCUGCACGGGUACAUUUUAAGUCACAAUAAUUAAUGAUAAGAGAGGUAAAUUAAUGAUAGGAGGGAUCUUCUUGCUCCACUUAUUUUGUAAUAUGAUUGAGGAGCUUAUCGUGGGUCACUCGGAUACCGUGGUACUUCUUGGGGACACACUUCAUGGUCACUCAGGUGCAGUGCCUUCUCUUCUACAAUUUGUGUUCGUCUUAGUACAACGCCCUCUCUCAGAUGCCUAUAAUAAUCAUGGUUUUUUUGUUAUGAAGGAUUUUAGCCUAACUAAUGGACAAUCAAAUCUUAAAUAUGAUUUUUCCUUAUAUUUUGAAAUUUUCAACCGCAAGAUAGUAGGUCGACUGCUAUGCCUUUACUAUCUGAAUCUGAAAAAUAAUUUGUAGGUAGAACAUUUGGUCAUCAUUGACUAAAUUUUGAGGAGCAAAUUGCAGAAGGAUACUUGCAUUGGUUGUUUGAUCAUGUUUCUUAGAGCAACUAGGCCAUGAUGUUAGCCUAUCUGGGUGUAUACACUCAGGCAUGAAUUGUUGAGCAUAUUAUAAUCAAGGACUGAGCAUUUAUUUUAGCCUUGCAAUUUUUUCUUUUUAUAGGCUGAAAGUUUUGUGGACAAUCUCUUAUGUUCAUAAUAACUUGCAUAUUCAUAAAAGCUAAGACAAGAGUUGCAUUAGUACUAAAUCUUACCAGGAGUUUUAAUGCAUGUUUGAACCAAAUGUAGGACACAUUACAUAUGUAUAAAAAUUGAUAUUCCACCAUUUAAAUAAGCCAUGUAGAAUUCAAAGGAGUUUAUGCUUAGUAUUAUCAGAGAUGUAUACAAAUAUUAUGAAACAUCCUAAACAAAAGGAAGUGAAGCAAGCGAACUAGGAGCUAGCGGAUGACAACUUGGCAACAACUAAGAAACCGUAGCAACACACAGGCAUUUAUGCUAGUGGAGUAUUAUUUUAUUAACUCGAAAAUGCAAGUGUCAUAGUUACUUUAUCUAACUGUCCUUGGUAUGAAUAUAGUUACAUUAUUUUCUUGAUACGAGUAUAGUCACAUGUUCAAUGCUUAAUGAGUCAGAAUGGUGUAUGUGAUGUUAUUUUGGUAUCAUGUGAAUGUUCACAGCUCUAAACCAAUGAGAGUCCGAUGUGCCAACUCCUAGGGUUGUGAUGUUAUUUUGGCAUAGCAUGCAAGCCCUCAGGAUACUCCAUGUUAUUUUGUUUCUCCGCAUUAUGGUGGAUAUCUUAAAUGCUAUUUUCAAUACCUCUAACAUUUGCGGAUCACAAUAGUUUUUAUUGGUUAUUACAUUGCAGGUUUCUUCGAUCUUUAAUGGUUUGUUGCUUCUGUUGGGUUAGGGAUGGCGAUUAAUACCUUUAUAUUGAGUUCCAUUCGGAUUUUGAUUACUUCUUUCUAGAAUAUAGGCUUAUUACCAAUUUUGGGGAUUGUUUUCUGCGAGCCUUGUAUGAAGAUUUCACAUGGCUGACCUGUUAUGCAUGCUGCUGAGUGGAUUUAUGCUGUCUUUACUGAACAAUUUGAUGGUUUUUAUUCUUCUAGGUUGAUAUUUAAUUUGAUUAGGGUUGGGAUUUGCUGUCGGGUUGAUAUGUAAUUUGAUUAGGGGAUCUCUAAUUGUAGAUCUUGUUGCUCUAUACUCUUAGGUGUAAUCGGUUGUGUUCCGAUUGCAUGUUCCAUUUGUUUGCAGGACCCUGCAGCCAUUGGGCUCAAUGUUGAGGAGGAUGAGAAUCUUCAGGAUCAACUGGUGGAGCUGGGGGAAUAGUUCCCUGAGGUACUAUUCUUUACUCUUGUCAUUUUAUUUUUCUCUGGAAGCUGCAGUCCCUGAGGUACUAUUCUUUACUCUUGUCAUUUUAUUUUUCUCUGGAAGCUGCAUACCUCCAUUUUUUUUUGUACCAUUUGCUUCUAUAUCUUACUAUUCCUAGUUUGUAGAUUGUGUUGUGCAUGUUGCUGCUUUCCUUUGUGUUUUGAGAGGACAUAAGCAAUUAUAUGUUUUCUCUGCAAUUUGUGCGAGAGGUGUUUAGGAUGCCAAUGUGGCUGCAACCAGGAAGCAGUUUAGGAGAUAGAUUUCUUGCACUACUUUCCAAGUUAGAUUUGGGCAAUAGAUUUUCUGUUCAACAUGCUGCUUGUCUGGAAUCUGAAGGAUAAUGAUCAGUUUUGUCAUUUUUGUUUCCUCAGUUGGAUCAGUUGGGUUGUUAGUUUAUUCUAUUUGUUCAAAUCUAUUGUAAAUAUCCGUGUGACAACUGUACUUGCUUUAAGAUGCUCUGUUGUUCUAUUUGGUUUAGUUCAUUUAGUUACACCACAAAACUCAAUCUUCUAUCUAGUUUUCUUGGAUUGCUUCUCAUAGAAUCAUGUUUAAGUUGAGUUUUUCCUUAACUCCUAUUGAUUUCUUUCAUGUUUAUCCAAGAUAAUGGAUAGUUAGAUGAUGCAAACAGUGAUUGCUAAUUGUUUCCUUAUACAGCAGAAGAUUCCAUUCUUAGUGCUCCCUUUAUCUAGCCCGUAUAGUUGUUUUUUGUGUUUACUUGCAAUGGAUUUCAUUAUCUUCUGUUUCCAUCCUCAUAAUAGUUUUGCACCCUUUCUACAUAUAUAAAUUUCUUUGACAUAAUGGACGGUGCUUACAAGUUAAGUAUGCAUAAUUGCAUACUGACACUAAAUGAGAUGUCAUGUGCUCUACAUGAGGUUUAUGUUAAACAUUAUGUGAAAAUACCCAGUGAAAUCAAUGUUAAAGGAUGUGCUCAGUUUGCAUCAAAGACCACAAUUUUUUUUAAGAUACCAUUGUUAAUCCUACAAGUUAAAAAAGGGUGCUCUCAAGGUAAAGAUGAACUUUUCAGUUAUGAAACAAUGAGAUUGCAGGAAUAUGUUUGUGCGUGCUAUUAAAGUACAUAGUACUAGUAUACUGCUCCCUGUUGUUAUUUGCACUGUUGCUUUUCCCCCUUAAAUAUGAAGGAUACCAUUGCACAAGAAGAUUGCUCUGUUGUUUACUGUGGCCCAUAUCUCUUUUGGGUUCAAUUGUGAGUAUUUAGGUUAUAACUGAUAGCCCUCAAAUUUCUGGCGACAUCUCUUUAAUUUUCAUAGGGUUUGCUUACUUUGUAUUUGUCCUAGUUUAGAUUAUAUUUCUAUUUCUUUCUACGGGUGUACUUAUGACAGUAUGCUUCCAUGGUUCAGUUUUCCAUGUGUAGGUUUUCUUUCUUGGAUUUCUCUACAUUAACCAACCAACCCUCCCCCAAAAAAAAGAAAAAAAGAAAAAACAAAGCCUAAGGUCUUUAUCUUUCGUCUGCAGAUGGUAUUCUAAACUUGAUUGGUUGAACUUUGGUCUGUUGGAAUUGCUAUUAGUGGUAUUUUUUAAGGCGGAAUGUUUGUACGGGUUGAAUUCAGAUAGGGAGGUGUUAUAUAGUUAGACCAGACCCUUGUAAUGACUAUUUUUGCACAUGAUGUAACGAUGAUGUCUGUUAUGCUAUUUGCUCUCUCAGGGAUUCAGGGUGUAAUAAAAAAAUCCUUGAACUUAUUCAUUCAUUGUUGAUUUCUAGAAUGAAAGGUUUAUCUUUUGCAUACUUGCUAGUUCUUCAUAUUGGCAAGCGUGUUAUGGUCGUCUCAUAAGAACACCCAACAAGAGGCCUAAUGCCUCUAUGGCUCUAUUUGCUGGGUCGAUACUGAAUAUUAGAUCAUUGCUAACAUCAUGUCUUUUCAGGUGAGAGUUUGUUAAUCUUGAAAGAAUUUGCUUCCACAUGAGAAUGUCCUCGCUAACAUCAUGUCUUUUCAGGUAAGCGAAACAAGAUAGAUGAGAUGUUUGCUGGAGUUGAUCACCUGCGUGUGAAUAUAGCUCAACUGGGAAGCGUGCCGUUUGAAGUGCCCAAUGAGAUGAUGGGGUAUCGUAGAUAGGCGUUGAAAUUGUUACCGAUUUAGUAAUAUUUAAGAAUACAUUUUGAAACAGUUAGCUCAUGGGACAUCGACAAAAUAUUGACUUUGAUAUAUUAUGCAGGGCCUAUAAUUGAUGUCCUGUGUGGCUGCAUCCUAGCUUGUUCUCAUAUUAAGCUUUGUGCUAAAAGGUGCCAAAAGACCCUUCGAACAGUUUUGCCCGAAGACAGAUAUUAUCAACAGUUUUACCUCUACUGCAUUUUGUUUUCGUUUGUCUUCACGCUGGGAUCCUCGUCCCGUAGCUAUGCUGUUACAAAUCCUGAGCAUCCUUCCUGCUCGUUUGUGCUACAAACGUAAAUUCUCCCAGCACAUGUUCUAGGAAAGUGAUCUGAAUAUGGUUGUACUGAUAUGUAGACUUGGUACUAUGACAGCCUAUAAAAAUCUUUGCCACUGACGUUUAGCGUUUGCCUAGAGGAAUCUGUAUGGAAUUGCCUGAGUAUAUAUUGUUGAUGCAAGUUGUUUUUC